Molecule: messenger RNA, 819 nt
Organism: Zingiber officinale
Lineage: Eukaryota; Viridiplantae; Streptophyta; Magnoliopsida; Zingiberales; Zingiberaceae
Product: probable E3 ubiquitin ligase SUD1
Exons: 7
Coding region: 75-788 (237 amino acids)
Biological process (GO): protein ubiquitination
Cellular component (GO): membrane
Molecular function (GO): zinc ion binding; ubiquitin-protein transferase activity
Source: RefSeq, a predicted model, not a curated record
AAUGUAAGCCCCUUCUUUCUAGUGUUUGCCCUCCUACCAAAGCAGAGAGAGAAAGAGAGAUAGAGAGUGAUGCGAUGCUUGGUGAUUUUAUGGUGCCCGUCGACUCCGUCGUCGAAUCAGCGGUGUGUUUAGAUACUUCCCACCGCGGUAGAGGAUGGCCGGCGUCGUACGGCGCAGUUGCGGCGGCGGCGGCGGGUUGCUCGGUGAGCAGGAUGACCAAUGCCGAUAAGAAGAAGAAGGGAGGCCAAGUGGUCGAGUGCAGGAUUUGCCAAGAGGAAGGGGAUGAGUGCGACCUGGAAUCCCCUUGUGCUUGUACUGGAACCCUCAAGUUUGCCCAUAGAAAAUGUAUUCAGAAAUGGUGCAAUAAGAAAGGGAACAUCAUUUGUGAAAUCUGCAGCCAGGUUAUGGCUUUUGCUCCAGAUUAUGUUUCCCCCUCAAGCGAACUUCAUCCUGAUAUAAUGGCGAUUGAUAUCAGACAAAGUUGGAGUUCUCAAUUUGAUCUUCGAGAAUCACAUUCGCUUGCCAUCUCGGCUGCAGAGCAAGAGUUUCUAAAUGCAGAUUAUGAAGGUUAUGCUGCUGCUAGUGCUCGUGGGGUUGCCUUUUGCCAUACAAUUGCUCUAAUUUUAAUGUUGCUACUCUUUAUCCAACAAGUUCUUAACGCAAUGAAGGAACUUGGAAUGAUGCAAGACAUAUCAUCAUUAUUUGAUGUACUUCUGCAGGUCGCUGGCCUUUUCCUUCCAUGUUAUGUGAUAGCCCGUUCCUGCUAUUUUCGGAGACGGCAGGUCUAAGGUCGUACUGUCAAUGCAAGUUCAACUCAUG